Molecule: messenger RNA, 2763 nt
Organism: Brassica napus (rape)
Lineage: Eukaryota; Viridiplantae; Streptophyta; Magnoliopsida; Brassicales; Brassicaceae
Product: probable E3 ubiquitin-protein ligase BAH1-like
Exons: 7
Coding region: 193-1194 (333 amino acids)
Source: RefSeq, a predicted model, not a curated record
AAAACCCUAAAAAUACCAUUGAAAACGUACGUGAAACAAAACCCUAAAAAUAGGAAAGCCCAAUACACAAUAAAUUUAGAAGUGACUUCAAAGAGAAGGGAUUUUGUCUUCGUCAGCCAGCUAUCAUCUUGAUCCUUCCAGAUAUCAUACUUUCAAUAGCCGGAGAUUGAGAUUUGUGUACUAUAUGAGAAGAUGAAGUUUGGAGAGACGUUUACGGAAUAUAUACGUGGAGAAGAGGAGUGGUUUUUAGAAAAAUGUCGUCAUGUUGAAUAUAAGAAACUCAAGAAAGUGCUAAAGAAAUGCAAGACAACAUGUAACACCACAAGAUCUGAUGAUGAACACAUCAACUCAUCGGCUACUUUGUCUGAUACAUGCCAAUGCCAGUCUUGCCCUUGGUGUGAUGAGAUGUUCUUUGAAGAGCUGAUGAAGGAAGUUUCUGACAUAGCAGGAUUCUUUAAGUCAAGAGUUAGGCAUCUUCUACAUAUUCAUGUAGCCACUGGGAUGCAAAGAUACAUGAUGCGUCUACGCAGAUGCUUUAGGGACGAAAAACAAGCUUUAGUCGAAGAGGGCCAAAUCUUGAUCCAAUAUAUAACAAUGAACGCUAUUGCCAUCCGUAAAAUCCUAAAGAAAUAUGACAAGGUGCAUGGCUCAGACAACGGUAAGAAUUUCAAAUUGAAAAUGCGAGCAGAGCGUAUAGAGCUCUUGCACUCACCUUGGCUCAUAGAACUUGGAGCCUUUUAUCUUAACUCUGGGCUUGACAAAGUUGGUAACUUUAAGAACUCUUUUGGCCGAGUCUCAUGUGAAAAUCUCAACGAAGAUCAACCAGUGAUGAAGCUCAUGCUGCCUAACACAACAGAGCUCGAGUUUGAUCUAACUUGCGCAAUCUGCCUGGAAACGGUAUUCAAUCCCUAUGCUUUAAAAUGUGGUCACAUAUUUUGUAAAGCGUGUGCAUGCUCGGCUGCUUCUGUAAUGAUUUUCCAAGGCGUUAAAGCAGCACCACAAUGUUCCAAAUGUCCCAUAUGUAGAGAGGUUGGAGUUUAUGCGGAAGCGGUUCACAUGAUCGAGCUCCACCUUCUGUUAAAGAUACGAUGCAAAGAGUAUUGGAAGGAGAGGAUAGUGGGGGAACGGUCUGAGAUGGUGAAGCAGUCUAAAAUGUUUUGGAACGAACAGACGGUUCAUAUGAUCGGUUACUAGUCAUUUACUUCUUCCAUCAUAACUUAUCCUUUAUAUACUGGUGAACAAAUAAAAACAGCACUAAUUAGGAAUUUUUUCCCUUUGAUAAGACAUAAAUCAAGUUGUGUUUGAUAAAAAAAAAAUCAAGUUGUAUUAGAAUUGUUAUGAUGUUCUGGAUAUGUUAUGAUAAUUUAUUACUAUAAGCUUACAAAACAUGACGUGGUUUUAAAAUAAAAAUUAACAUUAACUGAUGUAUUUUUAAGACAUUGUAUGAAAACAUUUGUUUGCUUAGACUAUAAUUAUAUGAGAGAUGUGUUGAUGAAAAUGAAAUUAUGAAAGAUGAGCGUGUCUUCAAAGUCAAACAAAACAAGAAAAAACAAGAACAGAUGAGGAUUACUCCAUUGAGUAGGGGUGCUAAAUUAUUUAAAUCUAACCAUAUAUAUUUAUGAAAAAUUUACAUAUGAAGACACAUUUUGACUUUAGAAUUACAUCUAAAGACACAUCUUCUUGCAUGUGACACACAUUCUUUAUAUGUUUUGUCUAUUCUACCAUUUUAUUUAGUUGAGGAUAUAUUUUUAUUUUGUUUUAACUAAACAAAGCCAUUUCCACCACGCAUCAUUUGUGUGUUCUCUCUCAUGUCUCCAAUUUUAAAUAAUUAUCAUCCAUAAACUCCAAAAAUCUAUCUCUCUUUCCAAUCUCAUAUUUAUUUUUUCCAGAUUUAUUUCUUUUGAUUUGAUUUUUUAACUGGUUGAUCGUAUUAAAAAUCUGAGACCACCGCUGUAUUCCUCUCGACAAAACAAAGCCGUAGCUUCUGACCACGCCUGAUAUCUUGUGAAUUUACAUGUUUUUAACUUCUUAUUCUUGCAUGGUUUGGUCAUUUGGAGCAUCAUUUAGGCACAUUUAGGUUGCAUAUCAUUGCAUUUGUACAUAUCAGGUGUUGGAGAGCACCAUGGAUGAGUUAGAGGACCAUUGGUGGGAUUUUGAGUGCAAUUGGAGUCCAAAAGAAGUGUUAAAAGUGAUCAUUGAGCGAUCUCCCUAUCAGAGCGACCUCACGCAGCGAGGUAGCGUACCCGCUCCAUAUGUAGAGCGACCUGGUGGAGCGGGGUCUGUAGCUCGCGCGUGUUAUGAAGAAACGAAGCAAAACAUUUGGAGCGGGGUUUGGCAGCGAGGUGGCGUACCCGCUCUGAAGCCAGAGCGUGAAAGAUGAACACGGAUGAAGGCCUUAAAAAUCUCUUCUGAAGCUCAAAAUUUGUGGAGACACUGGAAAUUGAGUUAGCUUUCCAAUAGAAGUGGUUUCAAGUCAUUUGAAGCUGUAUUGGAUAAGUUAUGAUCGAUUUACUAUAGGUGUAUCAAUCCUUGCCGGGGACCACUUGAAAGUUGAUGGGAUUAACCAACUUCCCACUUUCUUCCACCCACCUUUCCUUUGCACGAUUUUUCCUACUUUUCUGUAUAAUAUCUGCUUUCUUUUUAUCAAAAGAGUGGGGAAGAAACAUGAUUAUCCAACUUUGUAAUAAUUUAACUUGUCAAAAACUCUCUCUCUUUGAAAUAUCAUUGUUCUUAGUGUUCUUGAGCUGUUCUUCAAUUGUUCAU